UACCCAUCUCUGUUCUUAACUGAAUAUAUACUUUGUUUAAAUAAUAUUCAAAUACUCUUUGUGGAAAAUUAUUUCUAUUCGAAAAAUGCCUUAAAAAUAACUAUAUGUGAAUAAUAAAGUAGAGUUUAAAAUGCUUCUAUGAACUAACUUCGAAAGCAAACCAAACUAAAUGACGCGGGAAUUUGCAAGAUGAGUUUCAAAACACCUCCCGUUCCGAAAGAUGUUCAAGAACUUGUGUUCAAGCAAUCGAGCAUUCAUCAAAUAUCAGAAAAUUUCACGUCCGUUCCCACAAGUUGUAAUCUCGUAGCCGCAGAUGGAAAACGUGGAUUAUUAUACGUUGGUCAUAAAAAUAAAAUCACCGUUCUGAAGCUUGGAAAUGAAGCAAACAUCGAGUGGAAAAUAGAUUUGCAGUUGCCAGACAUCAUUUCAAGAUUAUCUCUGAGUUGUGAUUUUUCGUAUUUAGCUGUGACUCUUUCUGCUCCUGCAGUUCUCAUUUAUUCUGCUGCUGCCUUAUCCAAAAAUGUUCUCGAUUUGCUCCAUGAAAUCCGUCUCUCGACCUCGAGCGGCGACAUUGUCGUCAGAGACCUCUGCUGGAAUCCCGCAGUUUCGGGAAUGCUCUGCACGAUCGCGAGCGAUUAUACAAUCGGGAGUUUCCAGGUGAAGGGCGACAGAACAGCCGGAGUUGGCAUAACAGCCCUCGAACGGAUCGAGGGAAUAGAAGCCCUCUCGCUUUCCUGGAGUCCGAAGGGCAAACAAAUAGUCGUCGGCUGUCGAAAUGGCAACAUAAUUCAGCUGAAGCCGGAAUUAAAGCCGGCCAGGACGAUUGCCGGCCCAAAUCCAAGCAUAGGCGGUGUCACAGCCAUCCUCUGGGUCAGUAAUUAUCAAUUUUGCGCCGCCUAUCAGGAACCUGGUGAGCAAAGGAUCAAUGUUCUCAUUGUCGAUGCGCCGAAAGGCGAGGCCUUGGCGAUUUUCACCAAUUACGAGGACAUCACCUACGGAGGAGUGCCCACGACUCGAUAUUAUUUCGAGUCAAUUCCAGAAUGGGGAGUGAUUUUUGCGGCUAGCAGCACCAGCAGUGAGAUUGCGGUUUUGGGAUCGAUUGAUAAUGGAAAUAGUUGGGAGCAGUGGCAACUUGUUGAUAGUGGAAGGGCGGAACUUCCUCUCGUUCGAACUGACGAGUCGUUUCCGGUUGGAUUGGCCAUCGACAGAUCGGCGAACAGAAGACUUUUGUGGGGCCCGGAAAGUACUCUACCAAAUCCUGUGCCAGUUAUUCAUAUUCUCGGUACUUCGGGACAACUCUGCAGUUUUCAUAUUGUCAAUUUGAAACCGGAUUGUCCCGCGGUUUGUGCUCCACCCUCGGAAAUUGUUGCUCCACCUCCAGUGUCAGCAUGCAUUCAAGGGCCCCGUCCAAGUAUCGCAUCUUCCGAAAUUUCUUUCAACCUUGCCACAGGUGCAACAAGCACCCCGCGUUCAAAAGCUGAUUCUCCCAAGGAAAAAGCUAAAAACAUGUUAACAAGCUUGAUUCAAGAUACCGCGAAAGCUCCUCCCGCUUUCGCUCCCAGACCAGAACCAACAAAUCCAGCGCCUCUGCCUCAAAUCGAAACAAAAAUUCCCUCAUUUGUUCAGCAACCAGACCCCAAACCCACAAACUUUCCUCCGCCCGUGGAAAUCAAAAUCCCUCAGCCCAGAAUCGAAAAGACGGAAACCGAAGCAAACAUUCAAGUUUUUGAAAGAAAGGAAAUCCCGAAGGAGCCUGUUCAUCAAGAGAAGCCAAGCAUAGAUGAGGGUCUUUGUUUGAGAGCCUAUCGAGAAGAGCAAGCGAAUUUCGAGAAGGAAUUAAAAGCGAGACUCGAGCCCUUGAUCUGGGAGGUCGGAACGACUUCGGAGAGGGGACAGCUUGUCGAGAAAACUGCCCUGAUUGACGAGUUUCUUCGAGAUUUGCAGGAAACAACGAGCAGUUUAUCGAGUGAUGUUGCGUAUCUGAAAGCCCUUCUUCUCCAGUCCUUUGCCUGGCUCGAGGAGACGAAAUCGAAAAAUGCCAAGGGUGUGAAAUUGAGUACACGGGGCGGAAGGGAGAGUUCGAAACUCGCAGAAUUGCAGAGAUUUUUUUACUACACCCAGUCUCAGUUGGUGCAGGCUUCUCAGGUUUUAGAUCUUGAAUGGUCAGAGCAGCAAUCGAGGGAACAGAACAAGCUGAAAAUCCCGAAUAUGGAGUUUAUUUAUCAAAGUCUGAUGCGACAUGGACAAAUUCUGACGAAGGAGAAAAGCAAUCUGGAAAAUCUCGUGCGAAAGUGGAAAAUGUUGGUUCGCGGUGGAACAGUUAGUCUGAAUCGAUCUCUCUCGAAUCUUCAUAUCACAAAUAAUUUUGGAAACGAUUCUGCAAUUGAUUUGAGAUGCAAAGCGAUCGCGGGCAAGCGAGAGAGUUUUAGUCGAGAGAAGCAGAAUAAAUUGCGGGAUCUUUUGUCGGAAAAUGCACCGAGGAUUAUUAAAGCCGCUAAGCCUACUCUUAUCCAGGAUAGGCUCGAAGCCACACUUACUUCUCUGGCUUUUUCAAGUCCGAAAGUCCCGAAAGCGAAGGUUUUGGAAGCGAGUCAAAAAAAAUCGAGUCCUCUCGCUUCACUUAACAAUAUUGUAUCGAAGAUUGGAACUCCCGGGAAAGAAGAAGCGAAUUUGCAGAAGAUUGUGCCAACCUUUGCGGCAAAAAGUCCUUUGACUAUGGUGAGUCAGAAGCCGAAGAUUCAACAGAAUCAACAAGUUCCGGUUCAGCAGAGUCAACAAAGUUCCCAAGUUUCUAAUUUGGCGAAGCCGUUCUCGAAGGUUGAUGCAAUUCCUUUUGGGCAGAAAACUGAUGAGAAUCAGAAAGAGAAGACUGAGAAGGCUCCCAAAGUUUCAAGUAUUUCCGGAACUCUCCAAGGAAACAGUGGAAGCAUGUCAACUCCUACAGUUCCCCCUUUCAGUUCAACGGCAGCACAAUCGUUUUCCUUUGCUUCGAAACCGCCCACGAAUUUGCCAAGUUUUCCUGCAAAGCCGCAAGAAGAAAAAUCAAAUCUAGAUCUGGGAGGAUUGAAUUUGUCUCUUCAGUCCUCUGGACUCUCGAUCAGUCUCGUUCCGGAGACGAAACCAGUUUCGACACCUGCAAUGUCGAGUAUCAAUUUUGGAAAGGCUUCCGUUUCACCUUCCGCAGCUUUUGGACAAUCUUCAACCACUUUUGGAACUCCUGGUACGACUCUCGGGAAUUCGGGAUCGAUUUUUGGAAAGAAUGGAAACCAGACGAUUUUUGGAAACCAAGGAUCCAUCUUUGGAGGUGGUUCCAACUUGAAAACAACUUUUUCGACUACUGGAGUUGCGACUACAGUUGCUUCUGCUACGGUGGCUAGUUCUGCUUCAAGUCCUGCUUCCGUAUCGAGUUUAAUUUCGAAACCAGCUUCUGUGACGAGUCCAAAUCCUUUAACUUCAACUCCAGUUUCAAGUCCAACUUCUGCUUCAAGUCCCAUUUCUGUUCCAAGCUUAAUGUCUAGUUUAGUCUCUUCUCCUCCAGUUCCGGUUUCAAGCCCACCUGUUUCAAGCCCUCCUGUUUCAAGCCCUCCUGUUUCAAGCCCUCCUGUUUCAAGCCCUCCUGUUUCAAGCCUUCCAGCUUACGGAGCGACUACUCCGAUUUCGUCUCCUUCAGCAACUUCCGCUCCCGAUAUGUUUUCCCUCAAUCUCGGAUCGCCUAAACCAUCAUCAGCAGAGACGGCUUCUUUUUCACCAACGCCCUCAAUUUCGGCCUCGAAGCCUUCAUCAACAGCAACAACAACAACUUCGUCUCUCACUUCAUCAAUUUUUUCCACUGCCUUUGGAAAUUCGAAACUUGCGAGUUCGGCAUCAACCCUAAACUUUGGAACGGCAACUGCACUUUCGUCUACAACUUCGAUUACUCCAGUUUUCGGAAAAGAACCAACAUCAACACCAGGAUCGAUUUUUGGAAGUUCAACUAUUUCGGCUGGAAAUGUUUUUGGAGGAAGUGCAACAACUCCAGCAACAGCGAGUCCCUUUGGGGGAAGUACGCUUCCUCAAAAUUCGAUUUUUGGAAAUGCAACUUCUCCUGGUGGAUCGAUUUUUGGAGGAGGAACAACAGCGGCUACAACUACAGCCUUUGGAGCAGGAACAACUGCCGCUCCAGCUACAGCUUUUGGAGGAGCUACAAAAGCUGCUUCAACUCCAGUUUUUGGUGGUACAACGCCAGCUUCAAGUACAGUUUUUGGCGGAGGAACACCAGCUGCGGCGGGUGCGGCUUUUGGAAUGAAGACUCCAGGAACUGGAUCAGUUUUUGGCAUGUCUUCACAAAAUCCUGUUUUUGGGGCUCCGGCCAGUACGACGAGUGUCUUUGGAGGCGCAUCAAAACCUCAGGAAGCGAAUUUUUCCAUGUUUGGAGGAAGCACAACUCCGGCUUUUGGACAAGCUCCGGCUUUUGGGGGCAAACCAGCAUUUGGAGGCAGUCCGGAUUUUGGACAGGCGAAACCGGCUUUUGGAACGGGAUUUGGCGGAACUGCUGCCUUUGGUGGUAGUCCAGCAUCUCCAGCAGGUUUUGGAAGCCCACCGAUGAUGGGAGCAAGUCCUCCACCGAUAGGUUCAAGUCCAAUGCAAAAAGUAUUUGGAGGCUCAUCUGGUAGCAACACUUUUGAAACAUUGGCUACUCAAAGUGGAGGUCUUUCAUUUAGUAGUCUAGCUCAAAGUUCUCCAGAACAACAGCAGCAACAGCAACAACAACAAAGUCCACCGGAAUUUGCUGCGAAAAGCUCAUUUUCAAGCUGGCGCUGAGUUGGAAAUUCCUAAAGAGCUCUUGUAGGUUUUAGGUUUUUUUAAUAAAUUGCGAAUUUAGGAUUUAUUGUUACAAAUGGGGUAUUAAACCUGAGUCAGUGUCUACUUUUAUAAGGAACUGAAUAAACAAUAGUUUAUUUUAUUUUUUCUCUUA
This is a messenger RNA of Belonocnema kinseyi, 4954 nucleotides long. RefSeq names its product nuclear pore complex protein Nup214-like (gene Nup214). Gene Ontology annotation, biological process: RNA export from nucleus; protein import into nucleus. The transcript has 6 exons. NCBI's taxonomy places the organism in Eukaryota, Metazoa, Arthropoda, Insecta, Hymenoptera, Cynipidae. Gene Ontology annotation, molecular function: structural constituent of nuclear pore; protein binding. Gene Ontology annotation, cellular component: nuclear pore. The record is from RefSeq and is a predicted model, not a curated record. The coding region runs from base 190 to 4800 and encodes 1536 amino acids.